Messenger RNA from Pseudopodoces humilis (Tibetan ground-tit), 759 nucleotides. The record is from RefSeq and is a predicted model, not a curated record. NCBI's taxonomy places the organism in Eukaryota, Metazoa, Chordata, Aves, Passeriformes, Paridae.
CGAGCCCCGGCCAUGGGCGAGAGGCGGCGCGGGGAGAGCGGCGAGCCGGGCACGGGUUUUCCGGCGGAAUCCGAGGAGCUGUUGGAGCGGGCGGUGGAGCUGCUGCGGAGCUGCUGCCGCGAUUCCGGCUCCCAGCAGGGAUUCCGCUACAGCCAGGCCAUCCUGGUGGAGAACGAGCUCUUCCGGAGCGAGCUUCGAGCCUUUGCCCGCGCCAAGGCGGCGGCCGGGUACAGCCCCGAGGAGCUGCGCGAGAGCUUCGCCUUCCUCCUGUUCGAGCGCGAGGACGAGGCCAGGGCGGUGUGCCAGCGCGGGCUCCGUGUCAACAGCAGCUCCCUGCGAUCCCUGGGAGAUCCCGCCAAAGGUGUUUACAUUUCUGAAUAUCCCGACUGGCAGCGUGGCAAAUCCGGCUUCAUCGUCAUCUGCCGCCUCAUCAAGGGCAAGGUGCGUCCGGUGUCCGAGAGCUCCGGGAGCUGCAGCCGCCCCUCCCCCGGCUACGACUGCCACGCCUCGGCGCGGAGCGGCCAGUGUUACGUGUUCGAGGUGAGCGGCGGCGGCGGCGCGGCCGAGCGGCCCCGGCAGGUCUGUCCCUACAUCCGGCUGGCCUGGAGCCGGGAAACGCGCCCGGAACACGGAGCCGGAAUAGCGGAGCAGAAACCCCAAGCCCCGUGCCGCUGGCGGGGUCAGCUGUGCCUGCGGGGUCGGCGCCUGGGAACCAUCGCCCUGCGCAGCGCCCACGGCGCCGUCCCGGCCCAGCUGUGA